AGUAGAACUGGCCCUUGUCGGGUCGGACAGGGGAUCUCGGUCAGAUACCUACUCCGACGUUGAUGCUCUAAAAGCAAGUGCCCUGCGGUAAAAACUGUGUGGAAAUAGCAGCUUCCAGCGGGUAGAUAAAGCAGAGACUGCUAGAGGCAGAGGGAGAGGUUGAGUUGAGCGUUUCGAGAGAGAGAGAGAGAGGGAGCAAAAAUUAGGGUUUUGAUAUCUCAAGCAGGAAGAGACGAUGCCUUGCCUGAACCUCUCUACCAACGCGAGCCUGGAGGGCGUCGACACCUCCUCCAUCCUCAAGGAAGCCACCACCACCGUCGCCAAACUCAUCGGCAAACCCGAAGCCUAUGUCAUGAUUGUGUUGAAGGGUUCAGUACCCAUGUCUUUUGGUGGGACUGAGGAGCCAGCAGCUUAUGGUGAGUUGGUUUCCAUUGGGGGCCUUACUCCAGAUGCGAACAAGAAGCUUAGUGGUGCAAUUUCAGCAAUACUUGAAACCAAGUUGUCUGUUCCCAAGUCACGAUUCUUCCUGAAAUUCUAUGACACCAAGGGCUCUAACUUCGGAUGGAAUGGGACCACCUUCUAAGUACCGUAGCACUCUUGGUGUAUUACCUUGAUUCUAUCUUGAACAGGAUGCUAUGUGUGGAAUCAAGACAAUAUUUCUAUUGUAACUUGGAAUUAUGACUUAUGGUAGUAUUGGGAAGGACAGUAUACCUUCAAGUUUUAUGUUAUGAUGACUCAGAAUCAAACUAAAUGCCUUCUUUAUGCGCAUCCUUUUUUCAUGAACUUUCUUGCACUUAGGGUGAAAAUGUUGAGGGAAUCUUCUCUUCUUUUUUCCCCUCUUGUUGAGAAAACACGCCUUCGGGCUUAAGCUAUGUAGUGAUGUCCAGCUAUACUGGUGAAACGUAAUGGUCGUGAUUUUAUAUACUCAUGGUUCAUGGUUCA
This is a messenger RNA of Rhododendron vialii, 942 nucleotides long. RefSeq lists its product as uncharacterized. NCBI's taxonomy places the organism in Eukaryota, Viridiplantae, Streptophyta, Magnoliopsida, Ericales, Ericaceae. The transcript is spliced from 3 exons. The coding region runs from base 236 to 583 and encodes 115 amino acids. The record is from RefSeq and is a predicted model, not a curated record. Gene Ontology annotation, molecular function: phenylpyruvate tautomerase activity.